CGCGGCGGGCGGCAGACGGCGCGGCGGGGGGCCGCGGGCGCACGCGGGUGCGGCACUGCGGCGGCGGCAUUGCACUGAGGGCGGGGUGGCGCCCGCGCGCGGAGUCGAACGGAGUCGACGUUGGGGCGUUGCAGUGCGGCGCGCGCGGCCAUGGCGCAGCAGCUGACGACGGCGGCCGGGCCGCGCCUGGUGGCCCUGGCCGAGGUGCAGCGCUUCGUGCGCGAGUGCGUGGCCAAGGCCGGCGCGCCCGAUGCCCACGCCCGCGCCAUGGCCUCCGUGUUGGCCGAGGCCGACCGCCGCGGACACUUCAGCCACGGCCUCAACCGACUCGAUAUGUACGUGAAUGACCUGCAGAGCGGCUUGUGCGACGGCGCCGUGACGCCACGCGUGCUGCGCGAGACCCCGGCCACCGCCUGGGUGGACGGCUGCAACGGCCUGGGGCCCGUCGUCGGCACCUUCUGCAUGGAGCUGGCCAUCCGCAAGGCGCGCGAGACGGGCGUCGGAUGGGUCGCCGCCAAGGGAAGCAAUCAUUUUGGCAUUGCUGCAUGGUACAGCAUGAUGGCCUUGAAGGAAAACAUGAUCGGUAUGUCGUUCACCAACACUUCACCAUUUCUAAGCCCGACACGGUCAAAACAGGCGGCGCUGGGCACCAACCCGCUGUCGCUGGCGGCGCCGGCGGAGGGCGGCGACUCGUACGUGCUGGACAUGGCCACGACGGCCGUUGCGGUGGGCAAGAUCGAGGUGCAGCGGCGGCGCGGGGAGCCCAUCCCCGCGGGGUGGGCGCAGGACGCGAGCGGCGCCGCCACCACCGACCCGCACGAGGCCAUGAACGUGGGCUGCCUCAUGCCGCUGGGCGGCGCCGAGAGCACCUCGGGCUACAAGGGCUACGGGCUGGCGCUCAUGGUCGAGCUCCUGUGCGGCGUGCUCGCAGGGGCGACGUACGGGCCGGACGUGCGCAAGUGGAUGGGUGGCGAGGACCGGCCGGCUGACCUGGGCCAGUGCUUCGUGGCGGUCGACCCGCAGUGCUUCGCCCCCGGCUUCGAAGGCCGCCUGCAGGACCUCCUGAGCAAGCUGCGCGCUAUGGAGCCCGCGGACCCGGCGGCGCCGGUGCUGGUGGCCGGCGACCCGGAACGCGCGCACGAGGCCAAGGUGGAGCGGGAGGGCGGCGUCAGCUACCACCCCUCGCAGAUCAUCGCCUGCGAGGAAUUGGCGAAGAGUCUGGGUGUGCAGCCGAUGGACGGUCGUUGAGCGCAUCCCAGCGCAGCGCAGCGGCGGGAGCGAGAACUGUUUGAGACAUCUCAGAGACGACGUAGCACUCCAUUGGCGCGGCAUUGUGUAUACAUUUCUUUUUAUAAAUAUGCUUGAAAUAAAUUAAACUUCUUGAAUGACUUUUAAAGUGAAUUAUGAUUUUAAUUCUUUGUAUAAAACUGACUUGCUAAUGUUCCGUUCUCUACUACUUUCAAAGUAAAAGGAGAUGUAAAGAGAUAAGUGACAACCCUAAAUAAAGAUGAAUACUUUCAUGAAGUGGAUUUAUUCAUUGAAUGGAUAAGUUGGAGAGAUGUAAUCAUACAUACA
Messenger RNA from Gryllus bimaculatus (two-spotted cricket), 1575 nucleotides. NCBI's taxonomy places the organism in Eukaryota, Metazoa, Arthropoda, Insecta, Orthoptera, Gryllidae. The record is from the annotation of a GenBank genome assembly.